UGCAGUUGCAUGCAGUAAAUACAAUGUUUAUUCGUGUUCCUUGUGCUAUCUAGAUCUUAGCAUCGCCUAAAGUUGUACAAUUUCAAUAGUAAUUUACAUAGUGAUGAUCCCGACACGUCGAAGCUAAACAUGGGAAACGAUCAUUCGCAGCUUAAAGGACUGGAAAUCAGCAGAAAGGCUAUCCAAGUGACCGACUACUGGUCCCUGUACAAUGGAGAAAUUCCGACCGAUUCCACCGUGUCAUCUAUUUCGAUUUUCCAAGGAGAGACACUUGUCACGGGACAAUUUUGGACCAAUCAAAACCCAUUGGAACGUGCAAUUAAAAACCUAAAAGUUUAUCGACAUCCGAACAUUUUAAAGUUUAUUGCUGCAUGGAACAAAGGAUCGUUGAAAAUGUUGGCCACGGAACGGUGCCGGCCUUUAGCCACUUGUUUAAAUAUUAUAAGUGACGUACAGAUUUGCCUGGGAUUGCGAAACGUACUUUGUGCACUAAUUUUCCUGAUGGAGCAAGCGAACGUACGACAUCUAAGUAUUAGCAUAUCAUCGAUUUAUGUCACCGAAGAUGGAGCAUGGAGAUUGGCAGGUUUCGAGCAUCUUUGGACAAACGGAGAUUUUAAUUUGAACUUGUUAGAAAAAUCACAACCAUAUCGCUAUCCGAAGGCGAUUGAUGCGGAUGAGCUGAAGAACAAGGGUCUAGGUGUGGAGCAGUUUGCUUUUGCCGUAAUGUGUGAAGAGAUCUUGCACAAUAAAACGGACAGUAACAUUCCUGCUGUGGAAGAUUUCAAAGCAUAUUGUGCAACCCACCUGAAGCAUGCUAAUGUGUCCAUGCGGCCGAAGCUUUCUGCCAUCCUGCUUCACCCGCUGUUUAAUCAUGAUUUCAUUUUAAUACAUUCGUUUCUAACCGAAUUGCCACUGAAGAGCCCCCAGGCCAAGCAGGAGUUUUUCACUGGACUUGCCGAUAGAUUACGAUUGUUUGAUCCGGAAACCGUAGCGGAACAGAUGGGCUCGUUGCUAUUGUCGCGUAUCGUUUUGCUCGAUACGACGGCUCAACUUUGCGUUACGCCAUUCAUAUUGCGCCCUAAAACGGACGACCUGUCGGCUGCUUUAUUUGCGGCGAAGAUUUUCUCUACCUAUAUCAUUCCUAAAAUUAAACAGGUGUUUUGCGUCCCGGAUGCCCAAAUUCGACUAACGCUGUUAGAGUAUUUUCCGGCCUAUGUAGACUUUUUCAGCAAAGAAGAUUUGAAAGAGCACAUAUUGCCACAGCUUCUUUUGGGUAUUAAAGAUACCAACGAUGUUCUAGUCGCAAAAACUCUCCUUUGUUUGGCAGAUUUGGUACCAGUAUUAGGUUCUGCGGUUGUGAUUGGUGGCAAUAGAAGUAAAAUUUUUGCCGAUGGUCGACCACAAGGUGUUCCUGAUCAGACAAUGCCAUGGAGUGCUGUAAGGUCUAUUACGCCAGUCAUCGGUUCUGGUGAAUUCCUUUCCGGUAGCCCUAUUCCGGGUGGUGGCGACAGAGCAACGGCAACAGAAAACAAUGUGUCGUUUUCAUCCAUUGUAGACUCGGCAGGUUUCAAUUUUAUGCCAGAACGAUUAUCACCUGAAGGUGAGGAUAUCGAUCACACUAAUAGCGAUGUUGAGUUGGAAGUGGAUGAAUGGAGCGAUUGGGAGAAUGACAUGAAUGAGCACACUGUUAAUCAUUUGAUAAAUAAUGAUGAGCAUGAGAUAAUAGCUCCUAUGGGCAAUGACAAUGACCCCUCCACUAAUAGUGAAAUCGCAACCGUCGCAAAUGACUCUGUUACCAUACAAAGUUCGGUUUUGAGACCUGACAACGAAGAAUUGGAGAAGAUAAGGCGCAAAGUUUCUACACAGGACGAAAACAUAGAUAACCUAGAUAUUAAAACGCAACCGUUCAAGAAACCUUUGGAAUCGUCCACUGCGGGUGAUAUGGACUUUUUCAAAGAUAUGGAGCCAGUUAUCCAGAAAGCCAAUGUUCUACUUAUCGAUACGGAAAAACCUACAGACAAUAUCCCUUUGAUAUCUGCGUCAAAGGAAAUCACUGCCAAAACGAAACCAGCAACUCAGGAGCUGGACUCUCCUAAGACGAUGGUUGAUGGUAGCAGAUUCGAUGUAAAAGUUGAAACCCUCGAGGCCAGUGAAGACGGAUGGGACAACGAGGAAAGCGAGUGGUAGGUAGUACGCAUUGUUUAUUAUUUCUUUUAGAUUUUUAUUCAUUUAUAUGCAAGCUUAGUGGUUGUUUAGUCGAUAUGAAUAAUACUUGUUUAAGGAGCGGAUUAAUCCAUCUACAGCAUUGUGCACAUCAUUCAAUAAAAUUGUAAUC
Messenger RNA from Sabethes cyaneus, 2335 nucleotides. RefSeq names its product protein-associating with the carboxyl-terminal domain of ezrin. The record is from RefSeq and is a predicted model, not a curated record. The transcript is spliced from 2 exons. Lineage: Eukaryota; Metazoa; Arthropoda; Insecta; Diptera; Culicidae. Bases 130 to 2187 code for a protein of 685 amino acids.